Messenger RNA from Hirsutella rhossiliensis, 810 nucleotides. Its product is annotated as polysaccharide deacetylase domain-containing protein. NCBI's taxonomy places the organism in Eukaryota, Fungi, Ascomycota, Sordariomycetes, Hypocreales, Ophiocordycipitaceae. The transcript has a single exon. Gene Ontology annotation, biological process: carbohydrate metabolic process. Gene Ontology annotation, cellular component: membrane. The record is from RefSeq and is a predicted model, not a curated record. Bases 1 to 810 code for a protein of 269 amino acids. Gene Ontology annotation, molecular function: hydrolase activity, acting on carbon-nitrogen (but not peptide) bonds.
AUGCCCCGGCUCGCCCUCUUCCGCCUGCCCACGAGGCUGCGCCGCCGCGUCCGCCGCAACCGCAUGGCCACCCUCGUCGCCCUCGCCGCCCUCGCCCUCGUCCUCGUCCUGCCCGUCUACUCGGUCUACUGCGUCUACAAGCCCCCGCGAUUCCUCAUGGGCUACCUGCGCGCCCGCUACCCGGACGUGCUGUUUGAGGAGCCCGCCGCCGCCGAAAAGGUCAUGGCUCUGUCUCUCGACGACGCCCCCUCGUCCCACACGGCCGACAUCAUGCAGGUGCUGCGCGACAACGCCGCUCGUGCCACCUUUUUCGUCAUUGGCGCCCAGGUCGACGGCCGCGAGGACACCCUGCGCCGCCUCAUCCGCGACGGCCACGAGCUCGCCAACCACGCCAUGCACGACGAGCCCUCGCGCAGCCUGAGCAACGAGCAGCUCGAAAAGGACGUCAACCAGGUCAAGGCCAAGCUCGUGGCCGCGUACGAGGCCGAGGCCAUGAUCCUCCCCAACAACUACUUCCGCCCGGGCUCCGGCUUCUUCAGCCGCCGCAUGCGCGACCUGCUCGGCAACCGCGGCUUCCGCAUCGUCCUCGGCAGUAUAUACCCUCACGACGCCCAGAUCCCCUACCCCUCGGUCAACGCCAGGCACAUCCUGAGCAUGGCACGCCCGGGCGCCAUCAUCGUCUGCCACGACAGGCGCCCCUGGACCGCCCCCAUGCUACGCAUCGUCCUGCCCGAGCUGCGGCGCCGGGGUUACCGCAUCGUCACCAUCACCGACCUGGUCAAGGCCACCGAGCCGCUCGGAGGACGAUGA